This is a messenger RNA of Bombina bombina (fire-bellied toad), 2028 nucleotides long. It is a transcript of the gene NUP62CL, whose product is annotated as nucleoporin 62 C-terminal like. Bases 108 to 1802 code for a protein of 564 amino acids. NCBI's taxonomy places the organism in Eukaryota, Metazoa, Chordata, Amphibia, Anura, Bombinatoridae. Gene Ontology annotation, cellular component: nuclear pore central transport channel; nuclear pore. The record is from RefSeq and is a predicted model, not a curated record. The transcript is spliced from 13 exons. Gene Ontology annotation, biological process: protein import into nucleus; RNA export from nucleus. Gene Ontology annotation, molecular function: phospholipid binding; structural constituent of nuclear pore.
GUGCGUUCCAAGGUGGUUUACGCAUGCGUAUUUGUUACACCCGGUGUUUGGUUCGUUUCCCGCCGCCUGUUAAUAAAAAGGCGUUUUGAAGCGGAGGAUUUAUCAACAUGAGCGGCUUUAAUUUUGGCACUGGCGCCUCUUCAGGAGGUUUCAGCUUUGGCACCCCAAAAACCAGUGCUCCACCAGCCAGUUCUGGCUUCUCUUUUGGUGCCUCAGCAGCACCUUCAUCAGGGGGUUUUAGCUUUGGGGGAGCUACCCAAACACCAGUUCAGACUCCAGCACAGAACUCUGCUCCCCCUGCUGGUCAACCGACAGGGCUUUUUUCUUUCGCCACACCAGCUGCUUCUGCAGCCCCUGCUACUGGAUUUAGCUUUGGGGCUCAGGCAACAUCUACUCCAGCCCCGGCCACAGGAGGACUUUCCUUUGGUACUGCUGCACCAAAAGUAAAUACAGGAUCAAUGACCCAACCUGCCACAGGGGGAUUCAGUUUGAACAGCACUUCCCAGCCUUCUCAGCCUUCAGGGGGUUUUUCAUUUGGUGGUGCUCCUACCCAGACACAGCCAUCUGCUAGCACUGGAGUGGGCUUCUUAACUGGUCAAAGUGGAACCACUGCCAGUAGCACUUUUGGGCAAGCAACAGCAGCAGCUGCCCCCACAGGACUCACAUUUGGGACUCCGGUGCCUACUUCUGCAGCACCUGUACCUACCUCAUCACAACCUGCACCUACAUUCAGCUUGGGGCAGACAACGGCCCCUCCUAUGAAUUUCGGCUUGCUGGCAACUUCAUCUUCCACUCCCUCAGCCUCUUCUCUUCCUGCAUAUUCUCAGCCUGCUGGAUCUGCUCUAGGUGCUGCCCUAAACUUUGGAGCCAAACCUACAGAUGCUUCCUCAGCUUUAGCAUCCACAGGAUCCACUGUGGUUUCCACUACUCCAUCCUUAACCUCCAUACUUGGAACUUCUGGAUCUUCUCUAUUUUCCUCUGUGGCUAGCUCUGCUACUUCAGCUACAGCGACCACUGCAACCACUGGAUUGACACUGGGAUCCUCUGGCACAGGUCUGGGAUUUGGGCUAAAGACCCCAGCAAGCAGUGCAGCUCCAGUAGGCACCAUGAGCACGUCUCUAGGUGGGAAGCCCCUCGCCGGUGUGAGUGCUGUGGGGAUUCAGAGUGUAGGAGUUGGGUUAACAGUGCCUAGUGCUGCCAGUGUACCCCCUGCAAUGACCUAUGCUCAGCUUGAGAAUCUUAUUAAUAAGUGGAGCUUGGAGCUGGAAGAUCAAGAGAAACAUUUCUUGCAGCAAGCAACACAGGUCAACGCAUGGGACAGGAUGCUGAUCCAUAAUGGAGAAAGAAUUACUACGUUACACAGAGAAAUGGAGAAAGUAAAAAUGGAUCAGAAAAGGUUGGAUCAGGAAUUGGACUUUAUUUUAUCACAGCAGAAGGAGCUGGAAGACCUCCUCUCCCCUCUUGAAGAGUCAGUCAAGGAGCAGAGUGGGACUAUAUAUGCCCAGCAUGCAGACGAGGAGAGAGAGAAGACCUACAAGCUAGCAGAGAAUAUUGAUGCACAACUGAAGCGCAUGGCCCAGGAUUUAAAGGAAGUCAUAGAACAUCUGAACACAUCAGCAGGGCCCUCUGACACUAGUAACCCGCUCCAGCAAAUUUGUAAGAUCCUCAAUGCCCACAUGGAUUCGCUACAGUGGAUAGAUCAGAAUUCAGCUCUCCUUCAAAGAAAAGUGGAACAAGUAUCUAAGGAGUGUGAGAGUCGAAGGAAGGAGCAUGAUCGAGGAUUUCCCAUCACAUUUGAGUAAUCAUUUGGGGGUGGAAUUACUUAUAGUGAGGGCUGUGAUGAUUAAGGAAGGCUGUGAGCACUGUCCUGCAAAAGAUGGCCAGAGUAGAGUACUGCUUGCAAGAGGAACACGGGGAUGUCCUAUGUCCUGCAGGAGGAAUGGGAGACUGUGCUGCAAUUCAAGAGGAAAAUAGUGGAUUAUUUUUUAUUUUUUUGUUUAAAUAAAUACUUAUUUUGACGCUGCUAAA